AUGCAUGCUAACGGCUUCUCCCCUGUCUUAAAUAUCCCCACUCCACCGUCUCAAUCGAGCGUUCUUCUUAUUCACAUUUCAAGUGUUCGUAACAAAAGUCACGAGCAGGCAAAAGUCGUUAGUCGAACGGUUAAUAAUUUUAUUAUAGCGUCACUCUCGUCAGUUGAUCUAGAUUUGAUAAGAAGCGAGGCAUCGUUGUCAGAUUUAAGUCGGUCAGCUGCGAUCUCGACCCCCACUCAAUCCAGAAAUCUUCUCCACACGCACGAAUUUAACAGCAAUUUGAGUGGUGCAACACCAAAAGAAUUAAAAACACAUUCCUCGAAUUACUACAACCCUCGAUAUCUUAUUUUCCCAGCUGUGAUUGACAAAAUUGUCCAUCGUAUUAAGCUAACAGCGGUCAAGUCUCUCAAAAUGUCGAAACCCGGUGAUUACAAUGCAUUAGCAGAGGCUAUUCGUAAGAUUAUACCUCAAGAAGACUACGAUGAUGGCUCCAUAGGACCUAUUCUUGUACGUCUUGCAUGGCAUGCAUCUGGCACUUAUGACGCUGCCACUGGCACCGGUGGUUCAAACGGUGCCACCAUGAGAUACUCACUUGAGGCCAAGGAUAGUGCCAAUAAUGGGUUAGAGCAUGCUCGUCGUUUUUUAGAGCCUAUCAAGGAGCAAUUUCCAUGGAUUAGUUAUGCAGAUCUGUGGACCUUUGCUGGUGCUGUUGCUGUUGAAUAUAUGGAUGGGCCCAAAAUUCCCUGGAAGCCGGGUCGCGUUGAUUAUGUCGACGAGAAAAAUGUGCCACCAAAUGGCCGCUUACCAGAUGGAGCUCUUGGACAGGAUCAUUUGAGACAAAUCUUUUACCGUAUGGGAUUCAAUGAUCAGGAAAUUGUUGCACUUUGCGGGGCACACAAUUUGGGCCGUACUCAUGCCGACAGAUCUGGCUUUGAUGGACCAUGGGUGCCCAAUCCUACCAAGUUUGGCAAUACCUACUAUAAGCUUUUGCUCCAUGAAGAAUGGACAUUGAGCAAGUCUCCUGCGGGUCUCCCACAGUACUACGAUGCUGAUAAAGAACUUAUGAUGCUACCAGCAGACUUCUCUCUGAUUUUAGAUCCUGAAUUCAAAAAGUGGGUUGAAAUUUAUGCCGAAGACAAGGAUAGGUUUUAUGCCGACUUUGCUAAGGCAUUUGGCAAAUUAUUGGAAUUGGGAGUACGUCGUGGCCCUAACGGGUUGGCCAAGGUAAAUGAGCUCGGUAAAAUCAAUGUUGAUCCUGCCAAGAUCUAA
Molecule: messenger RNA, 1269 nt
Organism: Sugiyamaella lignohabitans
Lineage: Eukaryota; Fungi; Ascomycota; Dipodascomycetes; Dipodascales; Trichomonascaceae
Gene: CCP1
Product: Ccp1p
Exons: 1
Coding region: 1-1269 (422 amino acids)
Biological process (GO): cellular response to oxidative stress; hydrogen peroxide catabolic process; response to reactive oxygen species
Molecular function (GO): peroxidase activity; heme binding
Source: RefSeq, a predicted model, not a curated record